Molecule: messenger RNA, 600 nt
Organism: Pomacea canaliculata
Lineage: Eukaryota; Metazoa; Mollusca; Gastropoda; Architaenioglossa; Ampullariidae
Product: protein LLP-like
Exons: 4
Coding region: 106-486 (126 amino acids)
Biological process (GO): dendrite extension
Cellular component (GO): nucleolus
Molecular function (GO): RNA binding
Source: RefSeq, a predicted model, not a curated record
CAAACAUUAAAAGCCAUACUGGACUUCUUCCCUAAAGAGUUCACGAUUGGAGCGUUUUGAGAAUUGUACCCACGUGUUGAAAGUCUAAAGCGCUGGAAGCAGAGAAUGGCUAAGAGCAUACGAAGUAAACAUCGGCGUCAGAUGAGAAAUAUUAAACGUCAGAAGUUCGCACAAAAAGAGUUAGUGAAGCUGAAAGCAACUGUCAUGAGAGAUAUCCUCAACAAGGAUUCGGAAAAUGCCAUGGAAGAAGUAUGCACAAUGAAAUCAGCCUCAGAGAUCAAAGCUAAUGCUGAGGAAAUGAAACAGGAUGAUAUCAACAUGGAAGUAACAAGUGGUACUUCACAAACGUACAACAAAAAGACAAAGAAAGAUGAGCAUGGGCAAUAUCCAGUGUGGAUGAAUCAGAGGGCUAUACACAAACAGAGAAAGAAAAACAUAAAUGCUAAGAAAGGAGCUAAGAAAGGAAAGAAGAGUCAGAAGUGGUGAUAAAGUUGUAAAUAAUGUUCUGGUCACUGAUGUAAAUACAAAGACAUCUUGAUGUAUGUAACACAUUCAUGCAUAUGCUUAAUUUGAACAGUAAAAUAUCUUCUUUUUUUUCCA